AUGAAUCUCUGGCUAUGCACUCUCUCGUUGAUCCCACUCGUGGAUGCAUGGACUUUUCUGUACACCAACGCGACCGGACAUGCCACCAUCCUGCAUGAAACUGGAACGGACAAUUGCACACAAAUCGACCUAGCGGGAGGGAAACUCUUCUCUUGGGAUCCUGAGGACUCAGGUCUUUGCAUCUCGAUAUACUACGAUGCUAUGUGCAAAGAAAGAGGGGGCCUCACUUGCAACGCUUGGAGCAAGAACGCAAGUACGACGUUCCAUGGCAUCCAAAUAUACUCCGAGUCUGAUGCUUCUUCUGCAUCUGUUUCCACCUCGACACCGACCCCUACAUCAUCUGCCUCCUCUACCUCAAGUUCUACCUUAACAUCAACGACCAGCUCCACAUCCACAUCGUCUACCCCUACAUCCACUACUACCUCCACAAACCCUGCAACAGCGGCAAGUGGAUCUUCAUCGUCACUCUCCGGCGGCGCUAUUGCCGGCAUAGUGAUUGGAGUUCUGGCCGGCGUCGCCGUCGUCGGAGCGUUGUUCUUCUACUUUGGACGCCGAAACCGAAGGAACGACCAUGUACCUGCUGGUAAUGAGCAAUCCGGCCCGAAAUCCGGCUCAAUAUCUGGAGAGCCACACGGCCCAUAUUCUCCUCAAGCAUCAAUGCUACCAGCUGGAUAUGUACAGCCACCAUACACGGAUAACUCAGAUAAAGCUCCAAAUUCAUCUAGCGGCAUGUCAUCAGUACGUCCCGCUCCGGGAUCUCGAGUUGUGGAACUAGCAGGUCAUGACCGUGCGGUCGAGUUGGGAAAUAGCCCAAUCAGUGAAUUAGAUGGCCAGCCGUCGGAGAAGUUCUCUUAUCGAUUCUAA
Messenger RNA from Penicillium cataractarum, 864 nucleotides. RefSeq lists its product as uncharacterized. The transcript has a single exon. The record is from RefSeq and is a predicted model, not a curated record. The coding region runs from base 1 to 864 and encodes 287 amino acids. Lineage: Eukaryota; Fungi; Ascomycota; Eurotiomycetes; Eurotiales; Aspergillaceae.